AUGGGUAACGGAAACAGCACUCCCCUCCAAGACUGUCUCAAUACUGUCUGUGCCAACCAAAUCAACUGUGUCAGGUACCCAGGCGAUCCACUCUAUGCUUGGUGGUCGAUACCGUUCAACCUCGAAUUCCCAGUUGUCCCAGCCGCUGUUAUUCGACCUCAAACCGUCAUCCAAGUCGCCGAAACUGUCAAGUGCGCCACCAAGCAUGGAGUUAAAGUGCAGGCCUUGUCUGGAGGCCACUCCUACGGAAACUAUGGUUUGGGAGGUGUAGAUGGAGCUAUAUCUAUUGAUCUGGACAACUUCAAAGACUUCAGCAUGAACAACAAGACGUGGUAUGCCUCGUUCGGCGCGGGCAUGAAUCUGGGCGAGUUGGAUGAGCAUCUGCACGCAAAUGGGAGACGAGCCAUCGCCCACGGAACAUGCCCAGGAGUAGGCACCGGAGGGCAUUUGACAGUGGGCGGUCUUGGGCCAAUUUCUCGCCAGUGGGGAAGCGCGCUCGAUCAUAUCCUCGAAAUCGAAGUCGUCACUGCCGACGGUACGGUCCAGAGGGCCAGCUAUACCAAGAAUUCGGGUCUGUUCUGGGCAUUGCGCGGCGCCGGUGCAAGUUUCGGUAUUGUGACCAAGUUUAUGGUAAAAACCCACCCAGAACCUGGCAGAGUCGUCCAAUACAGCUACAAAUUUGCCUUCACCUCGCAUGAUAAGAUGGCCAAGUUGUACAGAGAGUGGCAGGCCGUGGUGGGAGAUCCAGACAUGGACCGUCGAUUUUCGAGCCUAUUUAUCGUUCAACCUUUCGGAGCACUCAUCACCGGGACAUUCUUUGGCACAAGAUCCCAAUUCAUGAUAACCGGAAUCCCUUCUCGACUGCCUGGAACAUUCAGAAGUAAUGCAUGGAUAACGGACUGGGCGGCCCUUUUACUUCACGAAGCAGAGGCAGCUGGAUGUGCUUUGGGCAGUGUACCAACAGCAUUUUAUGGCAAAUCGCUAUCUCUCAGUGAGCAGGAUUUACUCAGCGACAAGGCAAUUACCGACCUCUUCAAAUACUUGGAGGAGAAACGCAGUGAAUUGGCAGCUGUUACAAUCAUUUUCAACUCUGAGGGCGGCGCAAUGAUGGACAUACCUGCUGAUGCGACGGCAUACCCGCACCGAAACAGUAUCAUCAUGUAUCAGUCGUACGGCAUCGGAGUGGGGAAAGUGUCGGCAGCGACACAGGAACUCUUGGACGGAGUUCAUAAGCGGAUCCAACGGUCGGCUCCGGGCGCCCACUCCACUUACGCCGGGUAUAUCGAUCCUUGGGCGGACCGAAAGGCGGCUCAAAAGCUUUACUGGGCGGACAACCUACCACGAUUGCGGGAGUUGAAGAAGGUGUGGGACCCAACGGAUGUCUUUCACAACCCGCAAAGCGUUGACCCGGCCUAA
Molecule: messenger RNA, 1416 nt
Organism: Fusarium pseudograminearum CS3096
Lineage: Eukaryota; Fungi; Ascomycota; Sordariomycetes; Hypocreales; Nectriaceae
Exons: 3
Coding region: 1-1416 (471 amino acids)
Molecular function (GO): FAD binding; oxidoreductase activity
Source: RefSeq, a predicted model, not a curated record